AAAUUUGUUAUAGCCGGUCCAAUUUAUUCACAGGAGUUUUUUUUUGACAGAAUUUAUAUUUUUUAAAAAUUAAAAAUUAAAUUUUAAAAUUUGAUUGAUUUUUCAGAAACUGAUCUCAAGAUUCGAUAAAAUGAAUAAACCCAAAAAUUCUAUCGAUGAUGAGAACAAGCUUCUUGAACCAUAUCAUUAUAUUAUGCAAUGUAGUGGCAAAAAAAUUCGAACCAAACUUAUUCAGGCUUUUAAUCAUUGGUUACAGAUUCCUGAUGAUAAAUUAAAAAUUAUCAACAGUAUUAUCGAAAUGCUUCACAAUUCAAGUUUAUUGAUUGAUGAUAUUGAAGAUAAUGCAACAUUACGACGUGGAAUACCUGUAGCGCACAAUAUAUUCGGUGUUGCAUCAACAAUUAAUUCAGCCAAUUAUGUUUAUUUUCUUAGUGCCGAUAAAUUGAUUAAAGAAUUUCCACAAGAUAAAAUGCCACAAGCUAUUACUAUUUUUACUGAACAAUUACUUGAGUUACAUCGUGGACAGGGAAUGGACAUUUAUUGGCGUGAUUCAUUUACUUGUCCAACUGAAGAACAAUAUAUUGCCAUGAUUGAACGAAAAACCGGUGCCUUAUUUAGUCUUGGUGUUAAAUUGAUGCAAUUAUUUAGUGCCGAUCAACGUGAUUUUGGCUACUUGAUUACAUUAUUAGGAAAAUAUUUUCAAAUUCGUGAUGAUUAUGCUAAUCUUAAAUCAGCCACUUAUGAAGAAAACAAAAGUUACUGUGAAGAUUUGACUGAAGGAAAAUUUUCAUUUCCCAUUAUACACGGCAUACUUUCCAAUCCAAACGAUAAAACAUUAAUCAGUGAGUAUCCAUUCAUUAUUGGUAAGGCAUAUUUCUUAACUAUUUUGCAUUUUAUAGACAUUCUACGAAAACGUACGACAAAUGUUGAAUUGAAAAAAUUUGCUGUUGCAAAAUUGGAGACUUUCGGUUCGUUUGAAUAUACAAUGGCUACAAUGAAAAAUUUAAGUGAAAAAGCACGUGAAGAAGUUAAUCGUUUAGGUAGUAAUGAAUAUUUACAUCAAUUAUUGGAUUAUCUGGAAACAAUUUGAAAAUAAAUUUUCUUUAUUUUUUUUACA
Molecule: messenger RNA, 1117 nt
Organism: Dermatophagoides pteronyssinus (European house dust mite)
Lineage: Eukaryota; Metazoa; Arthropoda; Arachnida; Sarcoptiformes; Pyroglyphidae
Gene: qm
Product: geranylgeranyl pyrophosphate synthase quemao
Biological process (GO): isoprenoid biosynthetic process
Molecular function (GO): prenyltransferase activity
Source: RefSeq, a predicted model, not a curated record